AUGGAUCGAAGACAUUCGCCUUUCUGCUUCUCACAGCUUAUAUCCGCCGCGCAGUACAUCGAGAAAGCACGGAAUGUUCCGGAUACUUGCCUCAUUAGCGACGAAAGCAGCGGCGAUUCAUUCGUAACUAAAGGUGUGUUAGGACAAAGUACGACAUGUUCCAUUGCGUCCACGUCAUCGUUGGGAUGUAUGUCGGAUCGGAGCUCAUCAAUCCCAUCACCACGACAUUUCCAAACACCUCCACCAGAAUAUAGCAAAAGACAUCGGCCAUAUCCUUCUGUAAACAAUGCACGUCACAGCAGAGCCGCUCACAAUGAACUGGAAAAGACACGUCGUGCUAAUCUUCGUGGAUAUUUGGAUAACUUGAAGGAUAUCGUUCCUUCAAGUUCCGACAAUGCCCGCAAUACAACCCUCUCUUUAUUAACUCGUGCUAGAGAUUAUAUUUUGGAACUGGAUAAACUUGUAAAAGGUGCGGAAGAGCGAAGGAAGCAGCUAGAAGAACGUCACUUGGCUUUGCAACUUAUGUUUCAAGGUUUACACCCUGAAAAGACCCUAACACAAGAAUCUCGUUCUGAAACUGCGAGUACAAUCUCAGCAGUUGACGAUAACGAUUGUGCUGUACUGUCAUCAUCUGCCUCUUCUUCCUCUUCACUGACAUUUUCUGACAACACUUCAUGCUUGGAUUUUGGUUCUAAAUUGUCAUUUUCAUCCAGUAACUCUUCACUGGUUAGCUCUCCUGUUCAUCCAUAUCCUCCAUUUGAUCCGUAUUUGAAUGGACUGCUACCAGCAUUACCAUUAUGUUAUCCCCGCAUUUCUAUGUAUCCUUACCUCGAUGUGCAACCCCUAUGA
Messenger RNA from Brugia malayi, 849 nucleotides. RefSeq lists its product as uncharacterized. Gene Ontology annotation, biological process: regulation of transcription by RNA polymerase II. The record is from RefSeq and is a predicted model, not a curated record. Gene Ontology annotation, molecular function: RNA polymerase II cis-regulatory region sequence-specific DNA binding; DNA-binding transcription factor activity, RNA polymerase II-specific; protein dimerization activity. NCBI's taxonomy places the organism in Eukaryota, Metazoa, Nematoda, Chromadorea, Rhabditida, Onchocercidae. The coding region runs from base 1 to 849 and encodes 282 amino acids. The transcript is spliced from 4 exons.